This is a messenger RNA of Oryzias melastigma (Indian medaka), 1418 nucleotides long. It is a transcript of the gene rasd2a, whose product is annotated as RASD family member 2. Lineage: Eukaryota; Metazoa; Chordata; Actinopteri; Beloniformes; Adrianichthyidae. The transcript has 2 exons. The coding region runs from base 241 to 1272 and encodes 343 amino acids. The record is from RefSeq and is a predicted model, not a curated record. Gene Ontology annotation, molecular function: GTP binding; GTPase activity.
UGAUCAACUUUUCUGGAUUGUUCUACAUGUUUUUUCUUAAGUGGAUUAUUUUCCCCAUGAGUGAAACCGUUAAGGGGAGGGGGGUGUAUUUCUAAAAAAGGAGUACUUUCUGAAUGAGGCUGAUGACGCACACUCCGCGCACUAUAAGAGAGGAGACCCAGAUCCGCAUCGGUGGACAGAUGGGGCUGACAUUGGCAGAAUCCGACUGCAACAGCCUCUCACUACACUGACAACAGGGGCAUGAACGCGAAUGAGAAGUUUCAGCUCGCGGUUGAUGGCAUCCUGGGAGUGUUCCACUCCUGCGGCGACCUCCUCCAGGCGCGCGUUGCGCACCCGGCGCUCCAGAGCGCAGCUCUCUGCACCCCGAUGCUGCAGCACCCCACCAAAACCAGCAUCAUCAAGUCCGUUAAAGGGUGCUGGAGACCACAGGAUAAGAAGAUGGUGAAGCGCAGGUCUUCAAGCUCCAGGGGAAACAUCCAGUCUGCUGGUGACAUCUCUGUGGAUUUAUCGGGUCUGAUCAGUCACAGGAACUGUCACAGAAUAGUUGUCCUUGGGGCGCCUAGAGUGGGAAAAAGUAAUAUUAUUCGUCGGUUCUUGGGUGAGGAGUUUGAGGAGGGCUACAAACCAACGGCAGAGGACUUCUACAGGAAGCUGUUCUUCAUCGGAGGAGAGGGGUACCAAGUGGAUCUUCUGGAUGCUGCGAGUGAGAGAGACUUCCCAGCAAAGCGGAGAUUAUCUAUUCUGACAGGUGACAUUUUCCUCCUCAUCUUCAGUUUGGAUGACAGAGACUCUUUAACUGAAAUCCACGAGCUGCUCACAGAAAUCAGAGCUGCAAAAGCCAAAUUACUCAAAUCCCACCAUCCCAGGAUGGUACCGGUUGUGGUGUGCGGGAACAAAGCGGACCAGGACGCACGGAGAGCCGUCACGCGCUCGGAUGUGACGGACCUCCUUGGAGAGGACGUCCCAUUCUUUGAAGCGUCAGCCAAAACCGGCGCCGGGCUGCAGGGAGUCUUCCGAGCUCUGGCCGGACUUGGCGGACUCCCCGACGAGACCAGCCCGUCGCGGCAUCAGAUCGUAUCCAUCCCCACCUACCAGUCGCUGUGCGUCGACCAGAGAGGCAGGAGGAGGAGGAGGAGGCACUCGCGGGAGCCGGCUGCGCCCUGCGCCGCAGUGGACCCGCUGGCGCGCCGCCCGAGCUUCACCAGCGACCUGAAACUGGUGCUUGGAUCAAGCACCAAGCAGAAAAAACCCGAGAAGUGUCAGAUUCAAUGAAUCGUGAUGUCUCUCCACAAACAUAUUGUAGUAGUAUGCUGCAAUGUCAUUUAAGUAAAGAGUUAUACUCUGGCACCGGCUGGACCAGUGCGCUUUUCUUGUAAAAUGUGAUGUAAUAAUAAAAGUUAUACAUUUUUGUCAAAUGA